Salmo salar (Atlantic salmon) is the source of this 3362-nucleotide messenger RNA. The record is from RefSeq and is a predicted model, not a curated record. Lineage: Eukaryota; Metazoa; Chordata; Actinopteri; Salmoniformes; Salmonidae.
GAAAUUGAAGUAAUAGCAUUUCUAAGGUAUUUGAAAAUCGCGCCACGGGAUUACACUGGCUGUUGCGUAGGUGGGACGAUUUCGUCCCACCUAGCCCAGAGAGGUCUUUAUAUUGUCCACAUUGUAACAAAAUGUAUGGUUGCAUAACAGCACAUUGUGUAACAUUACCACGGUUUUAUAUUGAAGAAUUGGAGAGUCAAGGACAACAUUCCUCGCUAGCUGAAGGUCCGGCAAAAGAGAACAAUAAGGGGGUACGGAAAUACAGACAACCCGCGAUGGACCAAACCAAAAUAUACAAAACUUUUACAAUCACAUGUAUGUACAAUCACAUGUAUGUAUAAUCUAGAUAUGAAAACGUGUUUGCGCACCAAAAAAUAACAUUAGUUAUGCAGCUGUAAUAACAAAAAACACUGAAUUAUUAUUAUUAUUAUUAUUAACAUCCCCUCUUGACCUGGCCUAUUUGAACUGGUCCUUGUGUGCAACUUGGUGCAUAAUCUAGGGGAACAACAUCACACUACUACACAUCAAUGAGCUAGUUUAACUUUUUUUAUGACCAGCACUGUAGGUGUGCGAGACAACUUUACCAGCAUCAUAGCAUACGUAUUGAUGAAUCGUUGUGACAUGAAAUACGAGUGAUAGUGUAAUCAAUGUGAAUAACUACAUAAUUUGAGGCGUAUAUAUAUUUUUUUGAUGUGACGUGCAGUCAUAUUCAGGUCCUGAUUGGUCAACAAGAUUAUUUGACACACUAUUUGACAAUAGUAUACUUUUUGACACACAAAGACCCAAACGGCGUUCCAUAGAAAUCCUGGUUGAGAAUGAAAAUACUGAACAACGAAACAGCACAGCAAGUAAGUGAAGGAAAUAGGUUUUGAUUAUGUUUUACUGGUAUUCGAACCAGGGACUGUAGUGACGCCUCCUGCACUGAGAUGCAGUGCCUUAGACCGCUGCGUCCGUGUGUGUACUAACUAUUUAACUAUACUAGAAUGCUUUAAAGGCUGUCAGUUUUAACUAUCGGGUUUUUUGGCAAGGAAAAUAUCGGUAUCGGCCAAAAAUGUCAUAUCGGUGCAUCACUCAUUUUAUUUACAUAUAUUCACACUUCCCGGGAAGUCUGACAAUGGCGAAAGUGCAGGUCCUUCCUUGCUCGAAGGUGUGCUAACUGCAUCCUGUGUUGAAUGGCGACUUCUCCUCAAAGUUGUAGCAGCUCAGCCGAUGUUGGUGGUGGCUCUUCAGGGAGUCUUGGUUCAUCUGAUCUCAGGUCAUUCUCCUUGGAAGCCCCAAUUGAGAGCCCAUUCUUAACAUUCCUCUCUGAAGUUAUGGGAUAGUCCUUUCCGGUUUUCAAUGCGUAAACACAGUCUCCUGUAGAUGAAAGAGAAUAAUAUUUGGUGAGUAUUUUGUCCAUAGAAUUUCAUUACUAUCAGUAGCUAGGUUGUCAUCCAAUUUGCGACAUAUUUUCAUGUGAAUAUUCUAAACUCCGCAUGAAGAAAAUAUGUGCAUUAUCCCACCAGUGUUUCCACCAAACUGACUUGUUGCCAUAAAUCAGUGCAUGAUGACAUAGGGCACACAAAUUGCUUAAUUUGUCAUCUUCCUGAAUACAAAUCUAAAGUUCAAUGCGUUUCCAUUGCAUUUUCAACUCUACCGAUAGUUUUGCUAUAAAGACUGAUGGGUUAAAUAGCAAAUGUGCCUACUCUGGUCUUGGCAUGUGCGCUCUAGCCAACAGCUCGCAGAUACAAGUAAAGAUCAACAUGUCACCAAAAUAAGACCCUUAAUAUUUAUUGGAAAGGAGCAUCAAGCUCAUCACCAUGCACUUUCACCACCCUGUGAAGUUCAUCAUAAUUUAUAGGAUGUCCAAUGAAACACGCAUCUUUUGACCAAUGGGUAAAAUAUGUUAAUUGUGUAGAUAAUCCUCUAAGAAAGCCAAUGGUCCAAAACUCAUGUCUCUAUCAUAAUUAGUUCAAAAGUUAUUAUGCUGUUUACCAUUGUAGGAUGGCCAGAAUUAAGGUGACUAAAUCAAUGGAGGCCAGAGAAGGAAAGAAGGGGGGUGGGGAAAAAAAGAGUAAAACUUAAGAUUUUUUUUCUUCGAUGUCAGCCAAUCAGAUCAGCUCUGAAAAAGAGGGUCGCCUACUGGGAUCCGAUCCAUUGUCCUGGGUGGUGGUGGUCCAAACAGAGGAUCCGCUUCGGGAAAGUCGUAUUCCUCGUCGUAAUGUUGGGUUGAUGGAGCCAGACAUGGAUUAAACUAAGUACUGUGACACAACAUCUGUAAAGAAGAGAGGAGGAGAGAUGUCAAGAGCAGAAACAUCUGUAAAUCGCUCUAUGGUUCCCUAAUCUGCAUAUUCAUACCGCGGGAACCACAGACUGUUUGUGGUUUGACAUCUUGUGACUGUCAUUGACACAACAGACCAAACUCAUCAUAAUGGAAUCUCUCUCACAACAAGAAUCCAUUCUAGAUUGUCAGAUCUCACAACAAGACUCCAUGUUAGAAUGUCAGAUCUGUUUCAACUAUUACAGUUUGUGGCGUAGGCCCAAGCUCCUGGACUGCCAGCACACCUGCUGCUCAGUGUGCUUGACCCAGAUGAGGAUGAGCCAGAGUGAGCUGCGCUGCCCCUGGUGUCGCUCUGUCACCACUCUGCCCCCAGGGGUCUCUGUCUCCCAACUCCUAGAUGACCCGGACACUAUGGCCAUCAUCUCUGUCCCAUACACACCUGUCUUCAUACGGCUGCCAUGUAACGCCUACCUUCCAGUAGAACACCAUGAGAGGGCUACAGGGAUGGAGGAGGAACAUGGGAUGAGGGAAUGGGAGGAAGGUAGUUGUAAGAGCGCAUUUGGGACUAGGUUCUGCUUAGUGGUUGUUGUGGUAUUUGUCCUACUCUUACUCGUGUACAUUAUACUGCACAGCAUGACCUGCAACUCAGAACGGUUCACCAUGAUAUCCUGUGGCUGAAAGACUUGAUGAUGAUGAUGAUAAUAAUAAGGUAUUUGGGAUCUUUAUAUCUCACUCCCCAAAAUUACAGGACGUUGUCACAAUGCCAGCAUUCAGGCUUUUUCUUAACCAGGAAUAGUACUGCCAUACUGAGUAAGGAAAUGGUUGUUAUACUUUGUAUUUCGAAUGUGUUCAGAUAUAUUGAAGAAUUUGUUGGGUUUUUUUUUCAAAUGAUUUCUCUUUGUGCAAUAGACAGUUAAAAAAUUAAACCAAUCACCAUUAUGCUUCUCUGUUGUGAUUCACCCAGAAAAGCACAAAUCAAAUCAAAUGUUAUUGUCACAUACACAUUUAGCAGAUGUUAUUGCGGGUGUGGCGAAAGGCUUACUUGUGUUAAUUCAUAUGAAAAACAUAAAACGGACCCAUUUUUAGAGGUCUGUGAUUUGUA